This is a messenger RNA of Argentina anserina (silverweed cinquefoil), 2598 nucleotides long. Its product is annotated as histone-lysine N-methyltransferase, H3 lysine-9 specific SUVH1. The transcript has 2 exons. The record is from RefSeq and is a predicted model, not a curated record. Gene Ontology annotation, cellular component: nucleus. Bases 259 to 2391 code for a protein of 710 amino acids. Lineage: Eukaryota; Viridiplantae; Streptophyta; Magnoliopsida; Rosales; Rosaceae. Gene Ontology annotation, molecular function: double-stranded DNA binding; histone methyltransferase activity; protein binding.
AACAAAGACCGGAACUGAGCUAACUGCGCUCUCUCUCUUGGAAGACUCCAAGGCCCAGUAAUCGAUGAACACAGCAAACAGAGAAACAUGUCUUCAGCAGAAAUGAAAGCUAUGUCUUUGAUGAUCUAGUUGAGAACCUGGGAUCUAGAGGAAUGUUCAGGACCCAAGAAAUGGGCAUUUUGGGUUUGUGGGAGGAGUGAGGAAAAAGUCAAAAUUUUGUGUUGGUUUUUGUUGUGAACUGAAGGGUUUUGUGUGAUUAUGGAGCCUCCCAAUGGUAUUGAUAAGUCGAGGGUUUUGGAUGUUAAACCUCUGCGUACUUUGACCCCGGUGUUUCCAGCCGGCGGUCAGGCCCCUAACUUUGGUUGCAUGCCUCCCUUUGGCCAUACCCCUAAUGGGUUUUCGCCUUUUUACCCAUUUAAUGCACCACCACAAGCCACUCAACAAGCACCAGAUCUCAAUAAUCAUGUGAAUCAUACCGGAAUGCAGACACCAGUUGGUCACAUGCCGGCUCCACUUCGGUCGUAUAGAGCCCCGAACCCGUCUGCAGGACUGCCCCAUGACUUUCCGGAGGAGUCCAAUGGAGAUAGGGAGUCGUCAAUGGGUGGGACGGGUGACGAAGAUGGGUAUUUUGAUGGUCAUAAGGACGUGUCUGCUCACCGUGGUUCCAGUUCAGCUCGAAAGACUAACAGAGCUAGUUCAUCUCGUAAGAAGGUUAGGAAACGUGGAGAUGCUGAUGCAUUAUUUUUUCCUGGAAACAAAGGAUCAGGGGUGAACUUUGUUUCUGUGAUCAGUCCAACUCAACUGGAAGAUGGUAACAUUGAGUUGGUCAAUUAUGUACUCAUGAACUUUGAUGCUGUCAGGAGAAGAAUCUGCCAGAUUGAAGAUACCAAGGAAAAGAAUACCGACUCCAUUAAGCGUGCAGAUUUAAAAGCUGGUAAUAUUGCAAUGACCAAAAAGGUUCGAACAAACAUGAGGAGGAGAAUUGGAGCUGUCCCUGGAGUUGGGAUUGGGGACAUUUUCUUUUUCAGGAUGGAAAUGUGUGUGGUGGGAUUACAUGCUCCAUCAAUGGCGGGUAUUGAUUACAUGACUCUCAAGGGUGAUUUGGAAAAAGAUCCCAUAGCCUUGAGCAUAGUUUCUUCAGGAGGCUACGAGGAUGACACAGAUAGCAGUGAUGUUUUGAUAUAUAGUGGUCAGGGUGGUAAUACCAACAACAAAGAUAAGCUGAUGGCUGUCACUGAUCAGAAGCUUGAAAGAGGAAAUCUUGCUCUUGAGAGAAGCCUGCACCGUGGCAAUGAAGUAAGAGUGAUUCGAGGGUUGAAAGAUGAUACAACUCCAAAUUCCAAGGUCUAUAUCUAUGAUGGCCUGUACAAAAUCCAAGAGUCAUGGAUGGAGAGGGGAAAAUCUGGUGGUAACAUGUUCAAGUACAAGAUAGUGAGAGUGCCUGGACAACCAGAUGCCUUCUCAGUUCUGCAAACAAUCCGGAAGUGGAAGGACGGGACUUCAUCAAGGCCUGGGCUUGUUCUCCCAGACCUCACUUCAGCUGCUGAACGUAUACCUGUUUCCCUCGUAAAUGAAGUUGACAACGAGAAGGGGCCUGCUUAUUUCACAUAUUUCCCUUCACUCAAGUAUUCCAAAUCUUUCACUUUAAUGCAGCCUUCUCUAGGUUGCAAUUGUCGUAGUGCAUGCCUCCCAGGUGAUAUGAAUUGCUCCUGCAUUCAAAAUAAUGAGGGUGAAUUUCCUUACACUGGUAAUGGGAUUCUAGUUAGCCGCAAACAGUUGGUGUAUGAAUGUGGUUCUUCAUGUCCAUGCGCUCCUAACUGCAAAAACCGGGUAUCCCAAGGUGGUUUAAAAGUGCGCUUGGAAGUGUUCAGGACAAAGGAUAGGGGCUGGGGCCUAUGGUCAUGGGAUCCUAUUCGUGCUGGUACCUUUAUAUGUGAGUAUGCUGGUGAAGUUAUAGAUGAACUGAAAUUCAAAAAUAAAGGGUACGAAGGCGAAACUGAUGAGUUUAUCUUUGAUACAAGGCGUGAUUAUAACCCCUUCAAGUGGAAUUAUGAACCUGGCUUGCUAGAUGAGGAGAGUCCUAAUGAGUCUGUCGAGGACUAUAGCAUCCCAUAUCCGCUGAUCAUAAGUGCCAAGAAUGCUGGGAAUGUAUCUCGUUUUAUCAAUCACAGCUGUUCACCCAAUGUCUUUUGGCAGCCAGUUCUAUAUGAACAGAACAACCAGUCUUUUCUCCAUAUUGGGUUUUUUGCAAUCAGACACAUUCCUCCCUUGACAGAAUUGACAUAUGAUUAUGGGAUUUCAAUGUCUGUUGAAGUGGACAAUAACAAUGGCCCCCAUAGGAGAAAGAAAUGCUUAUGUGGAUCCUCAAAAUGCCGGGGUUAUUUUGGCUGAUGGUUUCUGUAGUUUGUACCAACAGAGGAGGACAGUGCCAGCGAACAUGGACACUGGUUAACAAUGUUAGCAUCCUUCACCAUGUUUAUUUAUUUUAGAACCAAGCUUUUGUGAUUUCUCUUUUGUAUCUUUGAAUCUCGGAUUGUUUAGUAUGCAGGAUACACCAUGUAUAAGUAUUGAAGCUUGGGUUGACUUUAAUUUUCUUGA